GUGGUGCCGGUUCCCGAAAAACUAAAUGUGUUCGAGGAGCAUAUUGGUGCGAAUAGUAGGCGACUUUGGGUUCUCAGUGCCUGUGUAGAUGCCAUAUUCGACAAUCGCUUAUCCGAAGCGAGAAAGAUGAUGUGCGCUGUGGAGCUUUCACUACGCGUGGUAGCUGCUAGAGUAGCUCUUUGUCGCCAGCUCGCAAGUGCGGCUGUACCAGUUACAAAAGCAAUGCUGCAACCUGCCCAGUUUGAACUGGUUGUUCGGCUUCUGAAUUGUGCUCUCGAGGUUCUCCAUUAUCGCUUUAUUCCCUUUGGCCUUACUCUCCUCCUUGAAACUAGUAGACUUUGUUGGUAA
This is a messenger RNA of Cooperia oncophora, 348 nucleotides long. Lineage: Eukaryota; Metazoa; Nematoda; Chromadorea; Rhabditida; Trichostrongylidae. The record is from the annotation of a GenBank genome assembly.